UUGGAAUGGUCCGUCACAGGUAGAUACACUUUCACGGUGAACACUUUUCUCAAGAAUCGAAUAAAUCUACAGAGCCCUUUCGUCUGUUAGCUGACAACAGUUAGUAUUACAUUCUAUUGGCAUGGCAGAGUCUAAAACAGCCUAUGAACUGAAAGAUAUACCACUGGUUAAAAGUGUAGUUGGGAUUUACUCUCGAACGAAGUCAUCAAACUUCUUUUUGACCUAUAGUUGUUCGGCGACAGAGAAAAGUCUUAAUUUUUUAGUAGAAUCGAUUGUUGAAAGAACCGGGUGUGGUGAAAUAGCUGAUGCUGUUGUGAGUGGAUACGUUGCCUCACUGAAGGAAACUUACCCAGCAUUACAGAAAACGCCAGAAAAGCUCUACAAAAAGACAAAACGAAAAACAUCAAAAUAUAUAAAACAGGGCGCUCAGGCUGUUCUAAGAACUUGUGCUGGACAGACUUUCCUUGCUGGAGUUGAUGCUCUUACAAACGUGUCAGAUCUCGCAUACAAACGUCUCAAAGAACAUAAUCGAGCAGCAGCGAACAUGUCAAAAUCUGAAAAACACGCACAAACAGAAAUUAUGUCGCCAACUAAGACCAGCCGGGGACAGCAGACAAAAUUAACAGGAGGAGGCGACAGAUGGGUUAAAAAACUUACACGUGAAGAUGACCAGCGUAUCCAACCAUCAUUUACUCUAACAUACAUUGUUUUGUUUCCACUGGCCUUGUUGAUACGAUUUUUGAGAGUCAUACAGAGGAAGCUACAUGCCAUUGCCGAUCGACCAACUGGGACCAGAAAAUCUACAAGACCUAAAUUCGAUCGACCUGCACUCACGCCAGAGAAAGUAGAAGAGAUUGAGUGUAGAAGAAAGGUUUCUCCAAGAAAACGUUUAAACAGUUCUAUCAUAGGUAAUAUCAAGAGUGUAGCUUUCAGAAUGCUAGGAUUUCAAACCAGCUGUGUCAAACAAACGGACAUAAGGCAGUUUCUGACCUGCAGUAAACAUAGACCUUUCAACAUGUCGCCAUUAAUGGAUAGUGAAGAUGCUGAGAAAAAACGUAAACAUGAUGAUAUUCUGUCGGAUGAUAGUUCUACUGAUGAUGAAGACCUCGUCAACAUGGACUUGAAGAACUAUGUCUCGGAUGAAGAUCCAGAUUAUGAGCCGACAGAUGAAGAAGAAUCUGACAGCAGCAUCGAUUCUGAUGAAGAGGAAGAGGAAAGUGACUUUGAUACGGUAGAACUCGGAGAAGGUGGAUUAGUAGAAAUCAAAGAUAAGGAAAAUGUAACACCCAUGAAAAAUAAAAGUAAAGAACCAGAAAAGAAGCCAAUGAAUGAAAAUGUUGAAAAACAGAAAGAAUUGAAAGGAAAGUCAUCUCCAAAGAAAGUGGUGCUAUCCCCAAAGAAACAACCUAGUACAAACGUCCAACCUGUUACAAUAAUGAACAAGUCUCCAGUUAAACAAGUCAGUGGUAAAGAUGAAAAGACAGAUUCAAAUUACAACCAGAAGUUCAAUGAUCAGUCAAAAUCGUCAGAAUCCGGCAGCAAGCAAACAAAAACAGGAUCGAACACGGCAAACAUUGGGAAUACUGAAAAAAAUCAAGGAAACAAGAAAUCAUGAACAUUCAAAGCCAAGACUGCCUGCCAAAUUCUGUUGUAUGGCUUGUCCAUGUUUGUAAAUGACUUCCGUUUCAGUAACAUUGAUAUUCUCUUUCUUUGAUUACUUCACAGAAAAAUGCAAAAUUAAGUUUUUUUGUAUCAGUAAAAAUAAUGUAAAUAUUGACUGUUUAUACAUGUAAGACUGUGUUAUAGUGCUACAUUGUUUAUUUGAAUCAAAAUAUACUAGUGUGUUUUUGCUCACCAU
Molecule: messenger RNA, 1858 nt
Organism: Mytilus californianus (California mussel)
Lineage: Eukaryota; Metazoa; Mollusca; Bivalvia; Mytilida; Mytilidae
Exons: 9
Coding region: 122-1615 (497 amino acids)
Source: RefSeq, a predicted model, not a curated record